Molecule: messenger RNA, 1763 nt
Organism: Corticium candelabrum
Lineage: Eukaryota; Metazoa; Porifera; Homoscleromorpha; Homosclerophorida; Plakinidae
Exons: 1
Coding region: 1-1401 (466 amino acids)
Source: RefSeq, a predicted model, not a curated record
AUGGCAUCAGCGACAAGCGAUAAGGAUACGAAUGAGGACAUUGGGACGUUUGACGUGCCACGAUAUUACGGUCUGGAAUCCGGAUUUCCUGCUUUCUCUAUGCGCUUUGAGUUCAACCAUCACUGCAAGCUGGACGCAGCUCAUUGUCACGACUGGAUCGGUCUCUUUCCAUGUGGAUGGAGUUCGCUGGAAAAUGCGAUCCAGAAACAUUCUGUGUCUUCCGGCGUUAUAAAACGCGACCCAAGAGUCGUGAAACUGCAGUUCUUCGCUCCUCGUGAUUCUGCAGACUCGUGGUAUCAGUUUGUGUACGUCUCGAGUGCAGAUACGGUUAAGGCAAAGAGCGAUAUCGUUACUUUUGGCUCUGAUCCGACUGACUCCUCAUUUUCUAGUCAGCCGUCUUCAUACAGUGAACAGGGACGAUGUGAUGAACCAUAUGGGUGUGGGUAUGACCCACUGGAAGCGAGCGGACAUCAGUCGUCUGGCUCAGUCAGUGUGCCUGAGGAAGAAUAUCUCUCUCGGUUUGAUAGGAUGUUGCGUGGUAUUGAUGCAUUGAGAAGUGAGGCAGUACACUCCAGAAUGGCAUGCGAGGAAAGGUUUAGAAAUCAGGAGAAAACUAUUAGAUCUCAUGAACAAACUAUAGAUACUCAACAGGAAACUAUUCACCAGCUCCAGUGUCUGCUCGAUACGAUAGAGCUAGAGAAACGGGAACGAGAGCAGGAGGUAGACAGACUGCAGAGACAGGUGACUGACCUUCAACGAACGUUGGAUGAUCUUCAUGGGUAUAUUCCUAGAGACAGCAGAAGAAGUGAUACAGAGAGACGCAGCUCGUGCAUGUCUACAGGAGAUUAUUCCAGUUCAGGACUUACUGUUGAUCGGAGCUCUCAUCCAUUGCUAGGCAGUCUAGACGUAGACGAGGUUGCCGUGUCCAGUCAAAAUCGCAAGAGAAGUAGUGAUCAACAAGACAAUCCUCCACUAAUGACAGACGUUUAUGCAGAGGGUGAACAUAUUGGUCAGAGUGAACUCGGACGGGUUGUAUGGUCACAGACAGAGCAUCCAGAAAAUGGGCUACAUGAGCAGCAACUAGGAAUGCUUGAAAACGGGAUGUCAACAACACAUCAGUCUGCACAACUGUUGAGAGAGUCGUUUCUUGGUGAUGAUGCUAGUCAUCUAGAAGUUUGCACCUCUCAAACAUCACCAUUCUUGGAGUAUGUAGCUAGUCGUGACUCGCAUGAAGCCCGUUCGAGACCGUUGAGUCCAGAAGGGCAAACUGGGGAUCCAUCUGUGACUUCAGGAGGUACCGUUUCUUAUCCUAUUCAUGGUCUCCUAUUGUCUGGUGGGCAUAGCAGCUCACUGUCGUAUGGUGUGGAGUCUGAAGCUAAUCGAAAUGAAGCAAACAGCUGAUAACACAAUCAUCAGUGAAUAUAUUACUGAUGCAGCUGCACAUAGGAGAGUAGUCAAUGCAUUGCACAAGUGAUCUGUUGUUUGGUGGGUGUUGAUAUUAACUUCUAGAUUUACAGCUUUUACAUUGGAGGUUUUACUCACUGGCUUGUUGGUUAAGGUUAAACAGAUAACAGUGGAUAUAGUAUAAUGCAUAGACAGACACUAUGUAUCACCUUAGUGUCUGGUUGACCAUGAUGAUGAACUGGCAUUAAAUGUCUUUGUACCAGUAACAGUGUGACACAGAUGGUUGAAGACUUGCCGUCCUCUCCUUGAGUAUAUAAAUUUUGUGAGAGUGGAGACUUGCUCUUGGCAAACACUUAUUA